Messenger RNA from Cricetulus griseus (Chinese hamster), 429 nucleotides. Lineage: Eukaryota; Metazoa; Chordata; Mammalia; Rodentia; Cricetidae. The record is from RefSeq and is a predicted model, not a curated record.
CAUAAAUUCUUGUGAUGCUUUCACCCUUACAGUGCCUAUGGAAACUGGUUUCCAGGCAGCAAGCCUCUUAUACAGCAGGCUAUGGCCAAGAUCAUGAAGGCAAAUCCUGCCUUGUAUGUAUUACGUGAACGGAUCCGCAAAGGACUGCAGUUGUAUUCAUCUGAGCCCACUGAGCCUUAUCUGUCCUCUCAGAACUAUGGUGAACUCUUCUCUAACCAGAUUAUCUGGUUUGUGGAUGACACCAAUGUCUAUAGAGUGACCAUCCACAAGACCUUUGAGGGGAACUUGACAACCAAACCCAUCAACGGAGCCAUCUUCAUCUUUAACCCACGUACGGGGCAGCUUUUCCUCAAGAUAAUCCAUACAUCUGUGUGGGCUGGACAGAAGCGUUUGGGUCAGGUAAGUUGCUGAAAUGAUAGUGAGGUCAUG